Physella acuta is the source of this 5072-nucleotide messenger RNA. RefSeq names its product kinesin heavy chain. Gene Ontology annotation, molecular function: microtubule motor activity; microtubule binding; ATP binding. Lineage: Eukaryota; Metazoa; Mollusca; Gastropoda; Physidae. The record is from RefSeq and is a predicted model, not a curated record. Gene Ontology annotation, biological process: microtubule-based movement.
CGUCAUAUUACCCAUAAGACUUGAGAAAUGGCUGCUCAUGGCAAUUAGUAAAUCUUGAUGUCUGGAUACGUUCAUAUGUAUUUAUUAUAUACUAAUUGCCAUUAUUGAGUUUAUAUGAAAAGUUACUAAGCAAGUUGCAGCCAUGGCAGAUGUUAGCGAAUGCAGCAUCAAGGUUAUAUGUCGUGUGAGACCUCUAAAUGAAUCUGAAGAAAGAGCUGGCAGCAAGUUUGUGCUGAAAUUUCCAACAGAUGAAUCUAUUAGUAUUGGUGGAAAAUUGUUUGUCUUUGACAAAAUCAUAAAGCCUAAUGUUACUCAAGAAUAUGUUUAUAAUGUCACAGCCAAGCCUAUUGUUGCAGAUGUGCUCAGUGGCUACAAUGGCACAAUAUUUGCAUAUGGUCAAACAUCCAGUGGUAAAACUCACACAAUGGAGGGUGUUAUGGGGAGUGAGACUCUACAAGGCAUCAUUCCUAGAAUUGUCCAGGAUAUUUUUAACUACAUCUAUGGCAUGGAUGAAAAUUUGGAAUUCCAUAUCAAAGUUUCUUACUUUGAAAUUUACAUGGAUAAAAUUAGAGAUCUGCUUGAUGUCACCAAAACAAACUUGUCAGUUCAUGAGGAUAAAAACAGGGUUCCUUAUGUAAAGGGAUGUACUGAAAGAUUUGUUUCAAGUCCCGAAGAGGUUAUGGAUGUUAUUGAAGAAGGAAAAUCCAAUAGGCAUGUUGCAGUCACAAACAUGAACGAACACAGUUCUAGGAGCCACAGUGUUUUUCUAAUACAUGUGAAGCAGGAAAAUGUAGAAAAUGAAAAAAAACUACAUGGAAAAUUGUAUCUCGUUGAUUUGGCUGGCAGUGAAAAGGUGAGUAAAACUGGAGCUGAAGGUUCAGUCUUGGAUGAAGCAAAAAAUAUAAACAAAUCAUUGUCUGCCCUAGGAAAUGUAAUUGCUGCACUCGCUGAUGGAAAUAAAUCUCAUGUCCCAUAUCGAGAUAGUAAAUUGACUAGAAUAUUGCAAGAAAGUUUGGGUGGUAAUGCACGCACUACUAUGGUUAUCUGCUGUUCUCCUGCAUCUUACAAUGAAGGAGAAACCAAAUCAACCCUCAUGUUUGGACAAAGAGCAAAGACGAUCAAGAACGUUGUCAGUGUUAAUGAGGAGUUGACUGCUGAAGAAUGGAAGAGACGAUAUGAGCGUGAAAAAGAAAAGAACAAUAAGAUGAAACUGAUCAUAUUGAAACUUGAGGCAGAGUUACAGUCUUGGAGAAAUGGUAAAGCAGUCCCAGUGGAGGAGCAGGUUGAUGUAAAAACAGUUGCAAUGGAAGCUGAACCUGGUGCACCAGGACAAGUUGCUUUAGACCAGGCUGCUAUGCAAUCCAGUUUUAUUGGCCUUGUCAGUGGGGGAGUGAGUGCCAUUCCAGAAGCUGAAAAAGCACAGCUGGAAGAGGAAAAAAUGAAACUUUAUCAACAGCUUGAUGAUAAGGAUGAUGAGAUUAACAGCCAAGGUCAGCUAAUUGAGAAGCUCAGAGAGCAAAUGUUGGAGCAGGAAGAGCUUAUUGCCAACUCAAGACGAGACUAUGAGAGUUCACAAGCAGAAAUGGCUCGUAUACAGGCUGAUAAUGAAUCUGCUAAAGAAGAAGUGAAAGAAGUUCUCCAAGCUCUUGAAGAACUAGCCAUGAAUUAUGAUCAGAAAUCUCAAGAAGUUGAAAACAAAAACAGAGACAUUGAAACCCUAACUGAAGAAAUCAACCAGAAAUCAGUGAAGAUCAGUAGCUUACAAGCUGAAUUUGAAUCAAUCCGUGACUCAUCAACCCAUCAGAAAAAGAGAGUUGUGGAAAUGAUGUCUAGCCUUCUCAAAGACCUUGGAGACAUAGGGGCUGUAAUAGGAGGAAAUGCUGCUGAAAAUAAGCCAAACAGUGGAGCAGGGGAGAAACUUGAAGAAGAAUUUACAGUGGCUCGUUUAUACAUCAGUAAAAUGAAAUCUGAAGUGAAAACUCUAGCUAAUCGCGCCACAAACCUGGAGGCCGCCCAAGUAGAUAGUCAUAAGAAGCUAGAAGAUGCAAGUUCUGAAUUAUCUGAAUGCCAGCUUAAAAUUCAACAGUAUGAAGCUAAGAUGGCGACUCUAAGUGAGACCAUCAAAGAUGUAGAGCACAAAAGACGUCAGUUGGAGGAAAAUGUUGAUUCUCUUAGUGAAGAAGUUGCAAGAUAUAAAGCAAGUGAAACAAUGCAUGCGACAGUUACUCAGAAAGUUCAAGAAACUUCAGACAAACUCCAGUCUGAGAUUGAAAUGAAAGAAGCCUUAGAAAAACAAAUGCAGAGUCACCGCGAGCAACACCAGAAGCAACUUUCAAGCUUGAGAGAAGAAAUCUCUGACAAACAAAACAUUAUUGAUGAACUGAAAGAGACCAACCAGAAAUUGACACUAGCAUUGGACAAAAUGCAGAAAGACUAUGAAGCUUUGAAGUCUGAAGAAGCUGAAAAGACUAGUCGCUUGUCUGAACUUACUCUUCAAAUGGACAAACGAGAACAAGCUAAAGAAGAUCUUAAAGGAUUGGAAGAAACUGUUGCAAAGGAAUUACAAACACUACACAACUUACGGAAACUAUUUGUCCAAGAUUUGCAAAACCGAGUUAAAAAAGCUGCCAACAAAAAAGAGGAAGAAGAAGAUGAAGAAGCUGGUGGAAACGUAGCUCAGAAACAAAAGAUUUCAUUUUUGGAGAACAACUUGGAGCAGCUCACUAAAGUGCACAAACAGCUUGUACGUGAUAACGCUGAUUUGCGUUGUGAACUACCAAAGCUUGAAAAGAGAUUAAGAGCUACUAUGGAUAGGGUUAAAUCACUGGAAACAGCUUUAAAGGAGGCAAAGGAGGGUGCUAUGCGAGAUAGAAAGAGAACUCAUGGAACCAACCAUGAUUUCUCAACAUCGGCAAGUGAUAGUUCUUUCAUUAGACAGUCUGAGGAUUUCAAAGAAAACCAAGAACCCACACAUUUAUCAAAUACUAUCUUCCAAUACAAGAAAGAAGGAAGUUGCUUAAACCAAUACCAGAUGGAGGUGGAUAGGAUUAAGGAAGCUGUCAGGCAAAGAAACCUGGCCCGUAGAGGUCACGCUCCACAAAUAGCCAAACCAAUCAGACCUGGACAGCACCCAGGAGGUCAGACUCCUCAAAGUACAGGCAUUAGGGGAGGUGGUGGCAUCCCAAUUAAUGGACCAGCAGCUGUCAAAGACUUUGCAUAAUUUGGAACAUUGACAGCAUAUAAACUGUUAAAACCAAGUACAGCUCGUUAUCAUCAUUUUGGUUAUUGAUAAAUGACUGUUUUCCUCACCUAGCAUUCCGCUUAAGGCUUUUGUCUCCAUCUUCACCAUAAUGUUUAUCAGUCAUAGUCAGUUUAAGCAAAUUUAUAGUACAAAUUUUAUAAUAGCCAAUGUCUUAGUUAAAUGAGCUUAACUUAAUUACAAGUAGUUUUUGUCAUAUUUUAUGUACAUGAUCUUGGUUGUCUAUCAUUCUUUAUGUAUGCAAUCUGUGCUUUCUUCUACUUAUGAUGAUGAGGAUUAGUUAAAUAACAAAAUAUUCUGGUCAUGACAGUUUCCCAGCACAACAGGAAGCCAGAGAAAUAAAGUAAAUAAUUAUGUAACACUGGCAGUGCAUUAUUUUAUGACAACAUUUUAUCUUGCUAUAUUUUAAACUUUUUAAGUAGGAUGUCAUUUACUUAAACAUUUUUUGUGACACAACAAAACUAGCUAAACUUAUCCUCUUGGUUGAACUGUAGAUAUUAGAAUUUCAGAGCAUGAACACAUUCAUGCUACAAGUGCAAUAUUCACCUUUUAUCUAUUGAAGGAUUUUAAUUGAGACAACAUAUCUUUCUGUAUUUAUACUACUAGUAAGUGUUUCCUGUAAAUUAUUUGGCAUUGAUUUCAUGUGUAUAUUAGAACUGUGUGAAGGUUACUCUUGUUUCUCUUUCCCUCCCCCCUCCCCUGUGUUCUCUGUGAAUAAACGACAAUUGGAUUGUGGUUGGUAAGAUUUUUACAGCAUGCUGGUAGUCUUUAUACUAAGGCAACAUAUAUUGUACAUACAAUUUCCUCUGUGCUGUAUCUUGCUAUAGGUUAUCUUGUAGUGCUGCCAUUUAAUGAACUUUAUAAUUACUACAUUUACACUUAGAAACUGAUGGUUGUAAUUUUAAAGUUUUUUUAAUGGUUCACAACAUUUCGCAGUAUAAUUUUAAGAUCAGCUAUUAUGGGGAAGUUUGUAUAAUACAAUAGUGUACAACUUGCUCUUAAUUAUUACAUGAUUUUUAAUUCUUUUUGCUAUCUAUGUAAAUUAGAGGGGUGAUGGUUGUAAAAAGAAUUUGCUUAACGUGUCAUGUUUGUUUUUAAUAGAUGCAAUUUUAUUAAAUUGUGCUUUUUUUAUUUUUAACAAUUGAACUAGUAUGUGAACAAGAUAGCACUUUCCUUCUUGAUUUCUUGUGAUAUAAUUUAGUGUUAAUGUGAUAAAUAUGUUCUCUGUGUAUUUUUGUCCUUUUGUACAGAAUUAGUGUUGCUUUAUAAUUCAUUGGAUAUGCUUCUCACACAAGUUGUAGAAAUGGUCUACAACUUGAACUUUGCUUUGAAAUUUGAUUGUUUUUUUUUUACACUUUUAAAUAACAAAAAAAAAAUCUAAGGGAAUGGGAUACGGAGAACUGUUUUAGCCAUUUUUUUUUUCCCGAGAUAUUCCCUUACAGUAAUACUUUUUGAGCUAUUAGGGUACAUUUUUUAAGCAGUUUUGCUGUAAAUGGUUGUGCAUUUCUCAAAAUAUAGCAAACUUUGCUAUUAACUAGAAACUAUUUUCAUUAGUCAACUACUUAUUCAUGUUGUAUGACUUUUUUUUAUCAGUACAAGACAUUUUCUUUCUAAAAUAUGUGGGUGAAAAACCACAAUCCAUACUUUAAAAAAAAUUAUUGUAGAACAAAUAUUUUAACCUGUCUGAAACCUACCUAGUCCUUUCAUUUGCAAGGAUGCAUUUUUUGUUUAAUUUAUUAACUUAAAGUGUGGUAGUUGUAAAUGCAAUAUUUCAAAGCGCUUGUUUGUGGCACAAUAAAAAAUAAAACAAUCA